CCUAGUAGUAGCACACUACUGUGACAGCAUUUAGCUUUCAGAUGUUUCACUUUCUGUUUAACUGUUAACGCCAGGAAGGUUUCGGUAGUUAGCGGUCACCGACGAUUAUCCUCUUCGCUGCAAAGGACUGAAGAGCAACAUUCCCGCUAUGUUUGCGCCAAUAGGUUCCAAUUAGCCGGUUAUUAAAGCUGAUAGCUAACUGCUAACAGCUAGCAUUGCUAUCUAACGAUUUCGCCGGUACAGGCGGACCUCUUUGUCUGACAGGGGAAGGCGUGCUCUUUUGUUAGGCUUUUCCCUUUGUCCAUACGGGAAAGAGGAACCGUUGGGCCACUAUUUCGCAAUUAUCUGCAGAUUUGAAAGUAUUUAGAAAAUGCAAAUCGCGAAAAAAUACUUCACAGAAGGCCUGAUUCAGUUAACGAUCUUACUCAGUUUGAUUGGAGUUCGGGUGGAUAUCGACAGCUACUUAAGCGGCUACUAUACGCCUCUGAUAGAGAUUAACUUGGGUCCUAGCUCAGCCUACACCCAGACACCCUUUCAUAAUUUGAGAGACACUCUUGACGGAUACAGUGUGCACCCAAAAUGUCCCGAAUUGGACUAUUUCUUUGCAAGUCGCCGGCUACUUGACGAAGUGAGGAACCUCGGAUCACCGCGGUUCCCCACACAGUUGAACGCAUGGCUGGUGCACCAAGUGUCUGCUACUGACAGUGCUGACUGUGGGCCUUCAACCAGCAGCAACAAUGACACCAACACGGUGCUAGAAAGCAACGGGGACGAAGCAAGACAUGACAAUCAACACCUGUCUGACAGUGGCCAAGAGUUGUGCCAAACAACCACUGAUCGCGGACAUGGGCCUUGUAGAGCUGGAGCCAGUGGGUUUCUCAAAGAGGAGGAGGAUGCCACAGUUAAAGAGGAGGAAGAACCUGUCCCACUUACUCAGCUGGCUCACAGUUCCUCACUGGAACAAGAGAGUCUGCUUGAAGGCAUCACUGCACUGUCUGAUCCAGCACGCCAUCUUCCUCUUGCCAUUGAUAUUGACCAGCACUGGAGCAGUUUACUCUCUCUGUCUGUUACUGACCUUGACGACUUGGACUCCCUUGUCACUGAGCGUCUGCCAGACCUCAACACAGACAUCACCAGCGCCAUCAGCCAGGAUGUCAGUCUGCACGAUGCUAUGGUAACCAGUGCUGGAGUGUUUGAUGCAGUGUCUGAAAGAAUUGAGCCCAGGCCGGUCACCCAACAACAAAGACCCCUCUUCCGACUGGAAUCCACAGGCUCCUUACACUCAAACGCAUCACCAGGGAUGGCAGUGGGCCUGGCUGCCCUCCCCUUUGCUUCAGUAUGUAAUUUAACUGGAGAUGUGUCAUCACAUAGUGCGCUGAGUGGCUGUCUAGAUGAGGCAGUGUUUGACCAGAUCAAUCAGCUUGGUUUGGAAGGCUUGGACACCCAACUGAUGGGUUCUCUGGAGAGCAUAGACCCACAGGUCCUCGGGGACUUGGACUCGGACUCUGGUCUCUCCUUGGAGAGCAGCUCUGGAGGUCCAGUCUCCCCAGACUCAUCCGAGAUGUCGUCGUCAUCCAGUUCAUACUGUGAGGAUGAGUGUGGAGCUACGGGCUACAGCAGUGAGGCGGAUUCAGUCCCCUCAAAAGGCAUCAUAGACUACAGCUCUGUGUGGUCACCUAUUGAUCUGAGUGAGAGUGUGUGGCAUGACCACAGCUACUCAUCUCCUGCUUCCUUCAACCAGCCAUCAGUGACGCUUCCUCACAAAGGUAUCAAAGAGGAGCCUCUCAGCGAUGAUGAUGAUGAUGAUGGGCCAAAGUUUGAAGACAGGGAGCUGAGUCGUGAUGAGCUCCGUGCCCGUGCCAUGUGCAUCCCGUUCUCUGUCCUGCAGAUCGUCAACAUGCCUGUGGAGGAGUUCCUCGAGGUCCUCGACAGUCACGGCUUCUCCCCGGAACAGGUGACCCUCCUGAGGGACAUUCGCAGGCGGGGGAAGAACAAACUGGCAGCGCAAAACUGCCGGAAGCGCAAACUAGAUGCUAUCAUGGGUCUGCAGGAGGAAGUGGAGAGGCUGCAUGCUCAGAGAGAUAGACUACUGAGGGAGAAACAGCUUACAGCCAAGACAAUGGGUGCUGUUGGCCAGCAGAUAAGGCAGCUGACCAGAGAUGUCCUGGCCCGGCUGAGGGAUGAUACAGGACGGCCCCUGAACCCAGAAAGAUUCACCCUGCAGUGCGGGGCUAAUGGGAGGGUUGUGGUUCAGCGUGUAAGACGGCCUGCUGUCUCCACAUCAACAGGCAACAAAACAGACAAGAGAAAGAAGGAGAAAAAGCAAUAAUGCAGUAUUGCCAGCUGAGACUUGAGCUUUUAGGUUUUUGGAUAUUUCUGAACUUACUUGCCUGACUCUGGUUUUGGGAUCUCCUCUUUUGUAAAAGUGUGUGUGGAUUCACCGCUGUUGGGAGCCUAAAUCGGCAAAAGCUGCAAAAAAGAAAAGAAAUAAAUAAAAAAAAAUCUCUGUAAAUAAAAUUUCUCAUGAGGGAAAUGUAGCUUACACACUGGACAUUUUGUUUUGCUUAUGGAGUUGGACAAGGCACCCACAGCAGUUCAAGGGAUCAGCUAAGCUGCUGGCGAAGCAGCCGGUCUCUCUUUGUGCCUGUUAACAUUAAAGUAAUUGAGUCUUUCUGUUUUUACAAGCAAAAACAUGGACAACCAGGCAUGUCUUUAGUCAGCAUGGCCAGCAGUGUGACACUUGCUGGAAAGAGAUCUCGGAGGAGGAUUCUGUUCGUUUGUUUGUUUUCUUGUUGCCUCUCUGUGUAUACUUUCUCAGUAUAAGGAGGAGGGUAAAGAUUGUAUUUAUUAAAGUUUCUGAGGUGUCUGAAAUCCUUACAUGCAACAUGAGACUGUCGAGGACAGUAUCUUUUCUUCAUAACGGCAAGUUUAUCUCAAAGUGGUGAGAAUUAUGGGACAUAACCUAUCUAAAGUUUACAGGUUUGAUUCAGAUAUCUGAGGGCAUGUACUGUUCAGUAGAAAUUUGUACUGAGAUGUUAAAAAAAAAAAAAGGAUUUCCUUAUGUCUGAAUGACAUACAAUAUACCAAUGAUUAAACUGAAAAGGCCUUAAUUUGCAUUGGAGAAGUGUUUUGGUUACUGUGUGUGCACACGUUCCACAAAUGCACACAAUGUUUUUAAGGGGCUACCAUUUUAUGUUUUGAAUUAGCUGAUUUGUUUUCAAGCACAAUUUUGCUUCAUCCUUUCAUUUCAGUUACUUGAGUAUUUUGGCAAGAUUAUAUUCUACCUCACGCCUUAGUAUAGAUUUUGGUUAAAUAAAAAAAAGUGGAGAAAAAAACCCUUCCCCUUUUUAGGGCGACUUAAAUGCACUCACUAACCACAAAUUCUUCAUUGUGAAAAUUUGGCCCUGAAAGGACCUAAACCAUCCAGUUUCUGAAAUAAAUAAAUAAAUAAAUAAUAAAAAUACAAUCACCAACUCUAUUUAAUAUGAUUGAAUGUUGUUUGGAUGUUGCUUUUUUUUAUAUAUAUUCGAGAUUAUCUGAGAGUUGAAGUUAAGUGUUAAGACAAGAUUAUCCUAUUCAUGGGCACACCUCUAUACAGUGGGCUAAGUGAGUGAUUUAAAUGGAGAAAUGUGCAUGAAAAAGUUAAUAGUGUGACUCAUUAAGUUUUUUUUUUUUUUUUAACCUAAAUCCUCACAAAUUUGUAUUUAAUUUUCUGGUUUGACCAAGAGUUUACUUUUGUUUGUUUGUAUACAUUUCACAUUGCUUUUCUUUGUUGCUGGUUGCAAAUGUUUUUGAAUGCAUGGUGACUGUUGAUAGUAUGAUUAUGCCUAGGGAGUUUGAAAUGCUUUAGCAGACAUUGUUUUUCUGAUUUAAAUGAAAAAAAGAAAACUGACAAA
This is a messenger RNA of Epinephelus fuscoguttatus (brown-marbled grouper), 3896 nucleotides long. RefSeq names its product nfe2 like bZIP transcription factor 3 (gene nfe2l3). The record is from RefSeq and is a predicted model, not a curated record. Gene Ontology annotation, biological process: regulation of transcription by RNA polymerase II. The coding region runs from base 371 to 2329 and encodes 652 amino acids. Gene Ontology annotation, cellular component: nucleus. The transcript has 5 exons. Lineage: Eukaryota; Metazoa; Chordata; Actinopteri; Perciformes; Serranidae. Gene Ontology annotation, molecular function: DNA-binding transcription factor activity, RNA polymerase II-specific; RNA polymerase II cis-regulatory region sequence-specific DNA binding.